Messenger RNA from Cyclocybe aegerita, 924 nucleotides. Lineage: Eukaryota; Fungi; Basidiomycota; Agaricomycetes; Agaricales; Hemipholiotaceae. The record is from the annotation of a GenBank genome assembly.
AUGUCAACGGAAACGCAAAAAUUCGACGACACCGAUCCUGCAAUCGCUUACUCUCAAGGAUGGGGCAGGUUCGGCAGUGGAAGCGAAUACAACACUACUACCACCCUCAGCGUCAAAGCGGAGGAAACAGCAACUCUGGCAUUCAAAGGUUCCUCAGUUUCGGUGUAUGGGACGACACCUGCGAUUGGGAAUGUCCUUGCGUCAGCUUCCUACUCCAUUGACGACGACAUUCGCAUAAUACAAACUUCGCCCAAAGUCACUGCAAACGUCUAUCAAUCCUUAUUCUUUCAGUCGCCCACUCUUCCGGAGGCAAACCACACCUUGGUUAUUACGACGUUAGCAGAAGGUGCAUACUACUGGUUGGAUUUCAUCACCGUAACACGGGCGAUACACCCGACGAACUCUUCCGUCGGUUUUCCUCCAUCGCCAACCCCAUCUUCAUCGCAGAGUACAACACUGUCCAUCGCUUCCGCCAGCGCGCCUGCAGUCUCCGCAACAACCACACCAACACCAUCUCCUCCCCCAAAGCAACCCAAUACACUGGCGAUCACAGCUGGUGUACUAGGAGCAGUGAUCGUCAUUCUCCUUGUUUCCAGCAUCGGUGCCUAUUUGUUACGAAAAUGGAACAAAAGGAUCCUCCUACAGAAGUGGAUUGAAGGCCUUCCCGUCCAUUUUGAACAUUCGACGACAGGUGCAACGGGUUUCUGCUCCGCGACUCAAAGUCGACAUCACGGUCGCGAGUGUAUCACACCAUUCAUUGACAGCUCCAGGGACAAUCUGCCAAUGGCUGCGCAUCUGACGAAAGUUAUGCCAGGAUCGGAGCCCAUUCUCACGUCGGGGACUACGCCAACUCAGCGUUCGACGCCUCAUGGACAUGAUCAAGAACCUCUUGAUAGUCCUCCAGAAUAUUUUCAAAGGGGCUAG